AUGUCUGAAUUCUUAGGCUCUCGUAUCUCACUGAUAUCCAAGAGUGAUAUCCGCUACGUUGGAACUCUUCACGAAAUCAACUCGGACGAGUCUACGGUAUCACUGGAGAAUGUUCGUUCCUUUGGCACCGAGGGGCGAAGGGGCAGACCCGAGGAGGAGAUUUCCCCGUCUGAUCAAGUGUAUGAGUACAUUGUGUUUCGUGGCAGUGAUGUGAAGGACCUGCGAAUCGAAGAACAUCCUGCUAUCAAGGAGACAAAACCCCCCGCCAUGCCAGACGACCCAGCCAUUGUUGGAGCUCGAACCAGAGACGUUCAACAACCGCAAUCAUCAAGCGGAGGUUUCCAACCUCCCUAUCCACCCCAAAAUGGCCCCUAUGGCGGACCAUUACCACACUACUCUUGGGGUCGUGGUGGCGGCCCUGGCCCUAUGCCAGGUCCCGGGUUCGCUGGAGUACCUUACCCUCCUCCUCCGGGAUGGUUACCGCCUGGUCAAGGAUACCCCUCGGGCCCAGGACCCUGGAGCAACCCUCAGUUUCCUAGUGGCCCUGGCGGGCCUACAGGACCAGAUGUAGCUCAAAGAGGGCCGCCGUCGGUUCCGUCACAGGAUGCCAAAUCAGGCUCUGGUGGAGAUCAAGCGAAAACAUCUACUCCCGUACUCGCCGAACCAAAAUCUCUUGCCCAAGCUGGGCGGCAGACUCUCAAUGGGCCGAAUCUGCCUGUAGAUUCCAAGCCCUCAGUUGAGGAAGUCAAGGCUGUUGCUACGAACCUAAGUAAUGGGCCCACACCCAAUAAGAGCAAGGCAUCUACACGGCCUACGCCUGCGGUUCCCCUCAUGGGCAAUGCACCCAAGCCCUUUCAACUUCCCAAUACUGGGAAGCCAGCUCCUCCUGCCAGCGUGAGGGCUCCCCCAACCUCGGCACCACCAAGUGUUGAAGACGCCACUAGUGCCGCUCGGGCUGCCGUUGCCGUUGCCAUGGCCCAGCUAGGCAAUAGUGGAAGUACUGCCAUGGAUAACCUGACAAACAAGGUCAACGAGAUGCGUGUUCACGCCAACAGAGGAGCGUCUGGCGGCCGCGGUCGUGGACGAGGUGGCCGACAGGGAUUUGCGAAGGUUGAGGUCCCUGACUCCGACUUUGAUUUUGCUCAGUCAAAUGCCAAGUUCAACAAGGAAGACAUUGUCAAGGAAGCCAUCGCCAGUGGUGAUGUAGUCGAAUCUAUAAGCGAGCCUGUCAUCAAAGAAACUGAAACCCAUCCCGGCAGCAGUGAUACCACUGGCUCGUAUAACAAGUCCAGAUCAUUCUUCGACAAUAUCUCCAGCGAAUCUAGAGAGAGGGCCGAAAACGGCGGUCAGAAACCUGGUGGACGAGAGUGGCGAGGAGAAGAACAGCGCAAGAAUAUGGAAACCUUUGGACAAGGUAGCGUUGACGGUGGAUAUCGCAACUACCGUGGACGCGGACGAGGCCGCGGAGGCCGUGGCAGAGGAGGCUUCGGCCGAGGCGGACGUGGUGGUAACCGCCCACAGUAUUCGGCGACUGUCGCCGAUCAUCAAUGA
This is a messenger RNA of Metarhizium album ARSEF 1941, 1551 nucleotides long. RefSeq names its product ribonucleoprotein (LSM)-related domain protein. Gene Ontology annotation, biological process: cytoplasmic stress granule assembly; P-body assembly. The record is from RefSeq and is a predicted model, not a curated record. Lineage: Eukaryota; Fungi; Ascomycota; Sordariomycetes; Hypocreales; Clavicipitaceae. Gene Ontology annotation, cellular component: P-body. The coding region runs from base 1 to 1551 and encodes 516 amino acids. Gene Ontology annotation, molecular function: mRNA binding. The transcript has 4 exons.